This is a messenger RNA of Sorex fumeus (smoky shrew), 964 nucleotides long. RefSeq names its product platelet derived growth factor subunit A (gene PDGFA). Bases 112 to 831 code for a protein of 239 amino acids. NCBI's taxonomy places the organism in Eukaryota, Metazoa, Chordata, Mammalia, Eulipotyphla, Soricidae. Gene Ontology annotation, biological process: positive regulation of protein autophosphorylation; positive regulation of phosphatidylinositol 3-kinase/protein kinase B signal transduction; positive regulation of cell migration. Gene Ontology annotation, molecular function: platelet-derived growth factor receptor binding; growth factor activity. Gene Ontology annotation, cellular component: membrane. The record is from RefSeq and is a predicted model, not a curated record. The transcript is spliced from 7 exons.
GCGCGCCCAUCCCCUGGAGUUCCCGGCUCCGGCCGCCGCUCGGGCCUGCAGGCGGGGCAGCGGCGCGCUGCAGCCCCCGGGCCGGGCCUGGGCGCACUCCGGCACCUCGGAAUGUGGGUGGGGACUCCUCUUUCAGGCGCCCCAGGCAUCGGAUUCUGGGCGGGGGCGCGUGGCGGCCGCCAGGAGCCCGGCUGCAGCGCCCGCCCCGCGGCCUCGCCUCCCCGCCGAGCCGCCAGCGCCCCGGGACGCGAUGAGGACGUGGGCUUGCCUGCUGCUCCUCGGCUGCGGAUACCUCGCCCAUGCCCUGGCCGAGGAGGCCGAGAUCCCCCGCGAGCUGAUCCAGCGGCUGGCGCAGAGUCAGAUCCACAGCAUCCGGGACCUGCAGCGGCUCCUGGACGUAGACUCCGGGCCAAGGAUGGUCUGGAGGCCCACGUGAGCAUUCCGCGGGGCCAUGUGGCCCAGGACGCCCCUGAGAAGCGGCCAGUGCCUGUCCGGAGGAAGAGAAGCAUCGAGGAGGCUGUCCCUGCUGUCUGCAAGACCAGGACGGUCAUCUACGAGAUACCUCGGAGCCAGGUGGACCCCACGUCUGCCAACUUCCUGAUCUGGCCGCCGUGCGUGGAGGUGAGGCGCUGUACCGGCUGCUGUAACGCCAGCAGUGUCCGCUGUCAGCCGUCACGCAUACAACAGCGCAGCGUCAAGGUGGCCAAAGUGGAAUACAUCCGCAAGCGGCCCAAGCUGCGGGAGGUGCAGGUGCGGCUGGAGGAGCACCUGGAGUGCAGCUGCAGCAGUGCCAGCGCCGACUACCGGGAGGAAGAGGCAGAUGUGAGGUGAGGAUGGCCCAGCAGCUCUUUCCCGGGACACGGAUGUACACGGCGUGUUACAUUCCUGAACCUCCAGCGGACAGUGCUCACUGCACGGCGCGCUUUGUUCUCCUGUGAAAACUGUCCCAGCGAGUCCCCUGGGG